AUGGGGAUUCAAGGAUUACUACCUUUCCUGAAGAAAAUUCAUUCCCCUGUCAAUGUCUCGAAGUUUGAAGGUUGCACAGUUGCUAUAGACGCCUACUGUUGGCUUCACAAGGGAGCAUUUGCAUGUGCUGACAAACUAGCCCUUGGAGAGAAAACGGAUGUAUAUGUGUAUUACUGUAUGAAGUACCUGGAAUACAUGUUAAAGAAGAAUGUCAAGCCUAUCAUGGUGUUUGAUGGGUGUCGCCUGCCUUCAAAAAGAGACGUGGAACAAUCACGAAGAGAAAAGCGUGAGAUGUACAGGAAAAAGGCAGCCCAGAUGUUGAGAGAAGGAAAGCGUGCCGAGGCUAGAGAAUGUUUACAGCGAUGUAUAGACAUCAGUCCCGAGAUGGCUUUGGAACUGAUGAAUACAUGUCGUGCCCGUGGGAUUGACUGUAUUGUGGCACCAUAUGAAGCAGAUGCCCAGCUGGCUUUCCUUUGUAAACAAGGCAUUGCACAAGCCAUUAUUACAGAGGACUCUGAUCUUCUUCUGUUUGGCUGUCAACGGGUCAUAUUCAAGAUGGACCAUUUUGGAAAUGGAGUAUUAAUUGAAAGUGAACGUUUGAAUGAAGUACUGGGGAUAUCUGAAGGUUACUACACAUUUGACAAGUUCCGAUACAUGUGUAUCCUGUCUGGUUGUGAUUACCUCCCUUCUCUACCCGGGAUAGGACUUGGCAAGGCUAGCAAAGUUUUUAAACUGGCUCGACAGACAGAUUUACAACUGUUGCUGAAGAAGUUCCCAUCAACAUACCUGAAGAUGUCUCUGGCUGUUCCCCAGGAAUACAUUGAUAACUUUAUCAAGGCUGACAAUACAUUUCUUUACCAGCUGGUGUUUAAUCCUCUGACAAGGGAGCUCAUACCCCUUAACCCAUACCCUCCUGAGAUCAACAAGGAUGAACUUCACUAUGCAGGACCUUACAUUCCUGCAAACAAGGCGCUGCAGAUAGCACUGGGAAACAUAAACAUCUACACAAUGCAACAGUUUGCCAACUUUAAUCCGGAUACUUAUGUGCCUCCCAAAGCAAACAGCAAGAAGAAUUCCUGUCACUUACAUCUGUUGUCUAUGUGGAAUAAACAGUACAGAGUCAGACCCCAGAUUUUGGACAAAGAGACACAGGAAGUUUCACGUCCAAAUUUACAAGGAAAAGAACAAACAUGUGCUUUCAAAUUUGAAAGGAAAAGCCCCAAUAAAAGACAAAGAUCUGUGGACGAGACCUGUGACAUCAAGUCUAAUACAGACUUGUCAGGGAGAUAUCUAUCACCUCUGAAGGACGAGUCCAUCAACAGAUGUCGGCCAGAAGACGUCCUGUCUACCUUAUCACCAUGCCGUAAACGAGCAAGACUGGACCUCACCACCAGGCCCACAGUCGACUCCGCGGUAUCAGAAUCUGAUGUAGAAGAUGAUGAGGAAGCUUUAACUUCUCCAAAGAAAGAGUCAUCUCGGAACAGAAUAAAUUUUAUGGCUUCCCUUAAGGAAGCUGACACUGAUAUGUCAGGUAAUAAGCUGGAGUCACCAGACAAAGACUCCAUAAAGGAAAACUGUAUGCUGUCUCCAAAAAGGAACAAGUUUGCAGUGCUGAUGGCCAAACGACCCAAGUUUGACAUCAACGCCAAAAAAGAAGUCAAAAGCAGGUAUUUUGUGUCUGACAGAGGCAACACGGGGACAACAAAUGAUAAGGAGGGCAAUGCCCCAAUAACCAUCUCCCAGCGGACGAAACAAAAUUCUCCAGUCUCAAAAACCAAAGUGAUGUCACCAGAACCAAAGGUCAAACUGACGUCCCCAAGUAAGAAAGCUAAGAAUGGAUCAAAAGGCCAGAUGAAGCCUUCUCCUGGAUCAGCGUUUACUUGGUCAAAGUUUAAGUUUUCUAAACAGACUGAAAAGCAAUCAUCAAAAGAAAACUCACAGUUUAAAGAGAUUGUCAGCAGACCACAAUUAAAAACCUCUUUAACCAAAUCGAUGUCAAGUUCAGAGCUUGUCUUGUCCAGUAGUGAUGAAGUUAUUAUUAAAGAUGUAUCUUCUAGUCAACCCAAUCCUAGUUGCCAUGGUUACAGUUCUCAGGAUUCCCAAGAUAUUACAGUCCAUGGAGACGGCCUACAGAGCAGCUAUGACAAUGUUUGCGGUAGUGUAGACUCUUACUGUAUGCCAGACAGCCAAACAUCAGUAGAUCUAACUGCAUCCCUUCCUUCUCUCACCUCAUCUACUUCCAACAGCAAUGUUGAAGAGGAUAUGAGCCAAACUUCAACGAUCUCUGCCUCAUUACGUGUAUCUCCAGGAUUCCCUAGACGCUCAAUAAGUGGUGUGAUGAAGGCAACUUGUCGAGUAUCUGGAUUGUCACGAGGUCAGAAAACAGCUAAGACAAACAAGGCUCCAGACACGAAGCAGCGCAGCAUCAAAGACCUUUUCUCCAAAUUCAGUCAUACUAAGUCAACUCCCAAAUUAAGUCACUCCGAAGCAGUAAUGAUCAAGGAUGAAGAGGUGCUUGUAACAACUCCAUCUACAGACAACAGGGUGCUAUCUACAUUGGGCGGUGUACAGAGGAAGCUCCUUGCCUGAACCAGACAAAUUACAUUAUGGACAA
Ylistrum balloti is the source of this 2614-nucleotide messenger RNA. RefSeq names its product exonuclease 1-like. Lineage: Eukaryota; Metazoa; Mollusca; Bivalvia; Pectinida; Pectinidae. Gene Ontology annotation, cellular component: nucleus. The transcript has 12 exons. Gene Ontology annotation, biological process: DNA recombination; mismatch repair. The record is from RefSeq and is a predicted model, not a curated record. Gene Ontology annotation, molecular function: metal ion binding; 5'-flap endonuclease activity; 5'-3' DNA exonuclease activity. The coding region runs from base 1 to 2589 and encodes 862 amino acids.